This is a messenger RNA of Struthio camelus australis, 4392 nucleotides long. NCBI's taxonomy places the organism in Eukaryota, Metazoa, Chordata, Aves, Struthioniformes, Struthionidae. The record is from RefSeq and is a predicted model, not a curated record.
GCAUGAACGAAUACAUACUAGAAGACCUUACCAUGUGGAUGGAGCUGACAAGUACUCGCUAGAUGAUGACCUGGUAAAUCUAGAGGUUCUAGAUGAGGAUACAAUUAUCCGUCAACUGCAGAAACGCUAUGCUGACUUACAAAUUUAUACUUAUGUUGGAGACAUCUUAAUAGCCUUAAACCCUUUUCAGAAUCUCAGCAUUUAUUCUCCACAGUUCUCCAAGCUUUAUCAUGGUGUGAAGCGCUCAUCCAACCCCCCCCACAUAUUUGCCUCUGCGGAUGCUGCCUACCAAAGUAUGGUUACAUCCAGCAAAGAUCAGUGCAUUAUCAUCAGCGGGGAAAGUGGUGCUGGAAAGACAGAAAGUGCCCAUCUGAUUGUCCAGCAUUUGACCUUCUUGGGAAAGGCCAAUAACCGUGCUUUGCGUGAGAAAAUUCUUCAGGUGAAUCCUCUGGUUGAAGCAUUUGGGAAUGCCUGCACUGCCAUCAAUGACAACUCAAGUCGCUUUGGAAAAUAUCUGGAAAUGAUGUUUACGCCCACAGGAGCUGUAAUGGGGGCAAAGAUUUCUGAGUAUCUACUUGAAAAAUCAAGGGUCAUAAAACAGGCUGUGGGGGAGAAAAAUUUCCAUAUAUUUUAUUAUAUUUAUGCUGGCCUUUAUCAUCAGAAGAAACUUUCUGAAUAUAGGCUUCCUGAAAAAAAGCCUCCUAGAUAUAUUGAUAAUGACACUGGAAGAGUAAUGCAGGAUAUUAUUGCUAAAGAUUCCUAUGGAAGACAAUUUGAAGCCAUUCAGCAUUGCUUUAGAAUUAUAGGAUUCACUGAUGAGGAAGUGUACUCAGUGUACAGAAUUCUGAGUGGGAUCUUAAAUACUGGAAACAUUGAGUUUGCUGCCAUUUCUUCACAACAUCAGACAGAUAAAAGUGAGGUUCCCAACCCAGAAGCCUUAGAUAAUGCUGCUGCACUGCUAAGCAUUGGGUCAGAAGAGCUUCAAGAGGCCCUAACCUCCCACUGUGUUGUAACACGAGGGGAGACUAUUAUCCGAACAAACACUGUGGACAAAGCAGCUGAUGUGCGAGAUGCCAUGUCUAAAGCGCUUUAUGGCCGGCUCUUCAGCUGGAUCGUAAAUCGUAUUAAUACGCUGCUGCAGCCAGAUAAAAAUAUAUGCAGUGUUGAAAAUGGGAUGAAUGUUGGGAUACUAGAUAUUUUUGGAUUUGAGAACUUCACAAGAAAUUCAUUUGAACAGCUGUGCAUAAAUAUUGCUAAUGAACAGAUCCAGUUUUACUUCAAUCAGCAUAUCUUUGCACUUGAGCAGAUGGAGUAUCAGAAUGAGGGAAUUGAUGCUACUACAGUGGAGUAUGAGGACAACCGCCCACUUCUAGAUAUGUUCCUCCAGAAACCCGUGGGUCUCCUUUCUCUACUAGAUGAAGAAAGUCGAUUUCCUCAGGCAACAGACUUGACUUUAGUUGAUAAAUUUGAAGAUAAUUUACGAUGCAAAUACUUUUGGAGACCAAAAGGAGUAGAAUUGUCAUUUGGUAUUCAGCACUAUGCCGGAAAGGUAUUAUAUGAUGCCUGUGCGUUCCUUAGCAGAUGCACUCUGCCGGCGGACAUAGGGGUGGUUUUGCGAACAUCAGAGAACAAACUUCUUCAGCAGCUGUUCUCUAGCCCGUUAACCAAAACAGGUAACUUGGCACAGGCAAGAGCCAGAGUGACAGCGGCAUCUAGGUCUUUGCCUCCACAGCUUAGUGCUGGGCGUAUCAAGUCUCCUAAAUAUCUCCUGAAGGUUGACACGAUGGAGGUGAUGCGACACCCUGAGGAAACAACUAACAUGAAGCGACAAACUAUGGCUUCCUAUUUUAGGUAUUCCCUCAUGGAUCUUUUAUCCAAAAUGGUUGUUGGACAGCCCCACUUUAUCCGCUGCAUUAAACCUAAUGAUGAUCGAGAAGCACUGGCGUUCUCUCAUAAGAGAGUUCUAGUGCAGCUAAGAUACACAGGGAUUCUAGAAACUGUCAAAAUACGUCAACAAGGGUAUUCUCAUCGCAUCCUCUUUGAAGAGUUUGUGAAAAGGUAUUACUACCUUGCUUUCAGGGCACAUGAGACUCCGCUUGGUAGCAGAGAAAAUUGUCUUGCCAUUUUGGAGAAAUCUAAACUAGACAACUGUAUUCUUGGGAAAACCAAGGUUUUUCUAAAGUAUUACCAUAUAGAGCAGUUAAAUUUGUUCCUGCGGGAAGUUAUAGGCAGGGUUGUAGUCAUGCAAGCCUAUAUCAAGGGAUGGCUUGGAGCAAGGAGGUACAAGAAAGUCAAAGGGAAAAGAGAAAAUAGUGCUGUUGCCAUACAGUCAGCCUGGAGAGGAUAUGAAGCUCGCAGGAAAUACAAGGAAAUAAGGAACAGAAGAACUGAUGCUGCUAUACAUAUUCAAGCAGCUUUCAGGGGAUAUAUUGUUCGUAAAAACUGCACAAGAUUGAAAAACAGGAUUGGUUGUGUAGCAGAUCCUCAGCAUAUGAGCAGCUGCUUUACUUCUGAUUUUGACUGUGAGGAGCGCUGGCAGCAAACCAGUAACCAGUGUUCUCCUGUGGUGCCUGGUUUUCUUGACAAACAAAGAAAAAAGAAGGAUUUGGAUGAGAUUCCUGCUUCUCCGUUUAUUCUAAAACAUCCGUUUGAAAUGAAUGAUGCACGGUCCAUUAGCCAAUCCCAGUCAGUUGCAGACCGUCAGUUACCAAGUCCCUUGAGACCCCAUAAGAAAGAAGGUUCAGAAAACUGUCUUGAACAGAAGCUGAGAACACCUCGUCGUCGAUGUCAGCAGCCCAAAAUGCUGAAUAGCCCUGAGGACAACAUGUACUAUAACCAGUUAAAUGGAACUCUAGAAUAUCAAGGGAGCAAGAGGAAGCCAAGAAAACUUGGCCAAAUCAAAGUGCUUGAUGGAGAGGAUGAGUACUACAAAUCACUGUCAGCUGUGGAAUCUAUACCUGAAGAUGACAGCUCCCUCAAUUCCCCAUCUCCUUCUCCUUCAAGAGGAGUGUCUUUUGCUCAGAGCUGAACUUCACUUAUUCUGUUGUCUAAUGCUGGUUCUUGGAAUGCCAGAAGUGAUCAUUCCAGAAGAGAUUGCCGUUGCUCCUAACAGUGAAGAACUUGCUAUUCUGCAGUCGUAAAACGUCACAUAAUUCACAGAAUUACAAAAUCACAGCAUCUUUGCGGUUGGAAGGAACAGCUGGAGAUCAUCUGGUCCAACAGCCCUGCUCAAGUAGAAUCACCUGGAUCAGGUUGCCCAGGACUGUGUCCUGUUGGGUUUUGAGUAUCUCCAAGGAUGGAGACUCCACAACCUCUCUGGGCAAUCUGUUCCAGCGCAAUUCUUCAUAGUUACCUUGUCUGGGAUCUGUCAGACAGUGGAAAAGAGACUGCAUGGCCUACAGCCUCCUUGUACUUCUAGAGCAUUCUUGUUCCCAGUUCCUCUCCUUGAAUGACGAAAGUAGUUCAGUGAACGAGGAGGAGCUGUAUACUCUCUAUUCUCUCCUGGAUGAGUUGUACGCUGCUUUUAUCCACAGUAUGGGCCAAGUUACCUGCCUUAUGUAAGGUUUGAAAAAACUAUUGUAGACUCAAAUGUGAUUUUAAUAAGAUGCAGGAGAUAUCUGUAAGUGGCUCUAGAGUGGGAUAUGUGGAAGUUAUAAAAGAGAAGCUUAAUUUUCUGUUUCUCUAAUGAUGAAAAGAAGAGUAUGUAUUAGACACAUUUUUAAGUCAUUUUGUAUUUGUUCUGAGUUGCUCUGUUGGGUUGAUGCACUAGUACCACGUAAUAAGCCUGCACUGAUGAAGGUUUGCUGAUACUGGAAAAUGAAGGCUAUUGGAAACAAUAAUUACAAAUUCUAGCACCUCGUGAAUACUACAGAGCAUAACAGCAGCAUUCGUGUGGCUUGCUUACUAAGGAAUCCACUGAGAAAUAUGUUUAUGCACAUAUUUAAGUUUCAGUGAUCUGAAUAGGACAUAAUAUCAUACUGCAGUUCUUUACAUAGUAGAGUGGAAAGUAAGUAAGUAAGUAAGUAUGUGCUGAAAUGCUUUGCAGGACGUGAAGGCCCCAGGGAAGAAGUUCAACUUGAGAGCUUAUGCAAACACUAGGAUAUUCCUGCUUCACUUCCUUUAUUCUUUUGGGUUUUUUGAGUUAGCUGUUAAGUCUAAAUUAAUAAAUUGCUUCAGUAACGGCAGGUCAGCAAAAACACAGGGUUAAUUAUUAAAUUAAAAAAUUAAGAGAUUAACAAAAAUUUACUUUGUUUUGAAGUUGUAUGUGUACUUAUACAAAAUUAUGGUAGUCUAGUGUUCAAAAAGUUAUUUACAGGGCGGAUUUUUUCUAUUAUCUAUUAGGCACGCUUGUUUAAAAAGGACAGACACCAAGAAGGUAAGUGUCAGCUUACU